This is a messenger RNA of Apodemus sylvaticus (European woodmouse), 3333 nucleotides long. It is a transcript of the gene Ldb1, whose product is annotated as LIM domain binding 1. Gene Ontology annotation, biological process: positive regulation of transcription by RNA polymerase II; nervous system development; negative regulation of transcription by RNA polymerase II. Gene Ontology annotation, molecular function: LIM domain binding. Gene Ontology annotation, cellular component: transcription regulator complex; nucleus. Lineage: Eukaryota; Metazoa; Chordata; Mammalia; Rodentia; Muridae. The coding region runs from base 623 to 1750 and encodes 375 amino acids. The record is from RefSeq and is a predicted model, not a curated record. The transcript is spliced from 11 exons.
AGAAAGGGAGAAAGGAAGGAGCAGGCGGGCGCUGCGUGUGUCUGAGUGUGCCAGUGUGAGUGAGUGUGAGUGCCGGGCCCUGCCUCUCCCGCCUCCCCUGCAGAGGGGCCCGGUGGCCUAGGGAGGGCGGGCGGGCUGCUUGGAGGCAGAGGCAGCGAGAGGCGGCGGCGGGCAGAGCCGAGGAGGAGGAGGAGAGAGGAAAGAGCCGAGCAGCCAUUGUUGAGGGAAACCUUGCAAACAAAGAAGGCUCCGGACUCCCCGCGGCCCCCCGCCCCCCAGGCCGGCCCCCCGGCCCCCGGCCCCCGGCCCAGUGGCCAUUGUAACUUUCCCCCCGGGCUGUGGACCCCGCGGGGCAGGCGGAGGCUGUGCAUGCGAGUCUUUGUGCGGCCUGCGGAGUGGAGCUCCCAGCCAGACCGGCCUGUCCCACUCGGGACAUGAGCUGCUGAAGUUGGCUCCACCUUAGUCCUCACCCUUGCCAGGGUCCCUGAGGACUUCCAGGCGCUCCCCGCACCUCCCCUGACCCCCCUCAGUUCUCCCAGGUUGCUCCUCCAAGUCCUUCAAGCUGUACUCGCCGAAGGAACCCCCGAACGGCAACGCCUUCCCUCCCUUCCAUCCCGGCACCAUGCUGGAUCGGGAUGUGGGCCCAACACCCAUGUACCCGCCUACAUACCUGGAGCCUGGGAUAGGGAGGCACACGCCAUAUGGUAACCAAACCGACUAUAGAAUAUUUGAGCUUAACAAACGGCUACAGAACUGGACAGAGGAGUGUGACAAUCUCUGGUGGGACGCUUUCACGACUGAGUUCUUUGAGGAUGAUGCCAUGCUGACUAUCACCUUCUGCCUGGAGGAUGGGCCAAAGAGAUACACCAUUGGCCGGACCCUGAUACCACGCUACUUCCGAAGCAUUUUUGAGGGGGGCGCUACAGAGCUGUAUUACGUACUUAAGCAUCCCAAGGAGGCAUUCCACAGCAACUUUGUGUCCCUCGACUGUGACCAGGGCAGCAUGGUGACCCAGCAUGGCAAACCCAUGUUUACCCAGGUGUGUGUGGAAGGCCGGUUGUACCUGGAGUUCAUGUUUGACGACAUGAUGCGGAUAAAGACGUGGCACUUCAGUAUCCGGCAGCACAGAGAGCUCAUCCCCAGGAGUAUCCUAGCCAUGCACGCCCAGGACCCCCAGAUGCUGGAUCAGCUCUCCAAAAACAUUACCCGGUGUGGGCUGUCCAAUUCCACUCUCAACUACCUCCGACUCUGCGUGAUACUCGAGCCCAUGCAGGAACUCAUGUCCCGCCACAAGACCUACAGCCUCAGCCCCCGAGACUGCCUCAAGACCUGCCUUUUCCAGAAGUGGCAGCGCAUGGUAGCACCUCCCGCGGAGCCUGCGCGACAGCAGCCCAGCAAGCGGAGGAAACGGAAGAUGUCAGGGGGGAGCACCAUGAGCUCGGGCGGAGGCAACAGCAACAACAGCAACAGCAAGAAGAAAAGCCCGGCCAGCACCUUCGCUCUCUCCAGCCAGGUACCUGAUGUGAUGGUGGUGGGGGAGCCCACCCUGAUGGGCGGGGAGUUCGGGGACGAGGACGAGAGGCUCAUCACCCGGCUGGAGAACACCCAGUUUGACGCGGCCAACGGCAUUGACGACGAGGACAGCUUUAACAACUCCCCUGCACUGGGCGCCAACAGCCCCUGGAACAGCAAGCCUCCAUCCAGCCAAGAAAGCAAAUCGGAGAAUCCCACGUCACAGGCUUCCCAGUAAAGGCCCCACCACGGCCACCCAGCGCUCUGCCUGCCUACCCCUCCCAGCUCCAGGGAGCAGAAGACAGAAUGGAGAGACUGGGCGUCUGAAAUGGGCGACCUCCAACCACCCACUUCAGGGAGGGACUGGACUCGCUGGGGGCAGGUGCCAAGAUUUGCCCCCCAGGUUGCCCUGGGCUGGGCCUGGUCCCUGCAGAGCCUUUUGGGGGAAGGGGGUACUCAUGUGGAUGCCUAUGUGGACCCUGGGCCUCUGAGAAAUGUCCUGACCCUCCUCUACCCAGGGCAUUUGCCCCUAUAAUUACCCCAGGUUCUGGGUGCCCCAUCUUCCUGAUUCAUCCCUUUGGUCCUGGGGUUUAUACCUACAGCCCCCAGGGGCUAAAUGUUGGGGCCUUGGUUGAAUGCCCUUCCCCUGGGUGGCUGUCAACAGAGGGAAAAAUUCUGGGCUCCUCCCUUUUGCCACUUACCCAGCUCCAAGUUUUUAAAAAAAUAAUAUUAUUAAAAAUGUAAAUUAAAAAAAAAGUCACUCAUGUUCCCCUAUUCCCCUGUGGAAAACCCAGCUACCUCCCUCCUGGCAGACGGAGGGCUAGGGCAGGUGGGGGUGAGCGUUGGGCUGGGGGGUGUGCACACUGUUUUAGACAGUUUGAGCCGCUUCAGACCAAGGAGUCUUCGCCAUCUCUCUUUUCUUUCCCUCUCGGGUGAUGACUUUGGAGCAGCAUGUCAUUGGUUGGGCAUGGGAUCAUUGGUGACUACUUUUUUUGACAACCUCCUGUUGUCUGUCUCCCCAGCCUCCAGGGCUCUGACCUGGCCUGGUCCUGUGAGUCCCCGAGCCCCACCCUCUGCAGUGUGUAUUUUUACAGUUCUCUACUAGAGCAGCUGUUUUGGAUGGGUGGGGAGGUUCCUCCCUCCCUUGGGGAGCACAGAGGGAAGGGAGCUGCUUUGUUUGUCACUGUGGUUUUUGUCUCGGUGUGUCAGGAAUAGGAUGAGAGGACCUUGUCCACUCUGCUCCAGAACUCUCCUCUCCUCUCCCAGCCCUUCAAACUGUGUAUCCAGUCCUAACCUCUCUGAUUGAGGGAAAGGAGCCACUAAGGCCACCAGGGAGAGAAGGGCGUCUGUCUUCCCCCCAGCUGAAGCAGACAUUCCUCUCCCCGUGUUCGCUCAGUCGGAGGAGCAGCCGGCAUCCUCAGCUCCAGUUCAGUACUUGGAGCAUGCGGAGGGAGGCUCAGGGUGGGAGAGGCCAAGAGCGGGGCGCUGUGGCUCCUGUCUCUGCUGCCUCUUCCAGUGGGCAGCCCCAGCGUGUGUGGGAGCCUCCUCUCUCCCCAUUCUCCCUUUUGGAUGAUGGGGUUGCUUGCGCCAAGUCCUCUGUGCCAGCCACUUUUGGGAGGAUGCUAUCCGGAGCCAAAGGAAAGGGUGAGGUGAAGAGGAUAUCCCGUCCCUGCUGUAAUGAUUUUUUUCCCCUACUUUUUCUUUCCUUUUAUUUUUUAAAAAUUUUUUUCAUUAAAAAAAAUUUUUUUUUAAUUUCUUUCCCCUUUUUUGGCCAUUUGAAUCAUGUAUGGGACCAAUCAAUAAAGAGACUUUUUGGUUUGA